Messenger RNA from Cololabis saira (Pacific saury), 4835 nucleotides. RefSeq names its product F-box and WD repeat domain containing 5 (gene fbxw5). The transcript is spliced from 10 exons. Lineage: Eukaryota; Metazoa; Chordata; Actinopteri; Beloniformes; Belonidae. The record is from RefSeq and is a predicted model, not a curated record. The coding region runs from base 130 to 1974 and encodes 614 amino acids. Gene Ontology annotation, biological process: protein ubiquitination. Gene Ontology annotation, molecular function: protein binding. Gene Ontology annotation, cellular component: Cul4-RING E3 ubiquitin ligase complex; SCF ubiquitin ligase complex.
UCUGUGUUCUGUUAGUCGGGUCUCACUCAGCUGCGGAUUGUUUUCAUUCUUCGCUGCUCGACGUUGGCGCUGCUCGGCGUAACGUUUUCUUUUUCUCUCCAACAUACUUCGAUUCAGCAGGAUGUUAGGAUGGACUGUUGUCCACUUCUGCCGGACAGCUUGGUUUUGGAGAUCUUCCUGCGUCUGCCCUAUGAUGCUGUGCUAAGAGCUGGUCUGACCUGUAGACAGUGGCUGGCCGUCUCCAGAGAUGAGUUCCUGUGGAAGGAGCUCUUCUACAGCUACUACCGCAUACCACGCGCCGUACCACGACACCCAUCGGCUGUGUCGUGGUACAGGGAGUUCAAACGUUUGUUUGACUGUAUCCCGUGUGUGGAGGUUCAGACGCUGAGAGAACACAGUGACCAAGUCCUUCAUUUGGCUUUCUCCCACAAGGGUCACCGGUUCUCCUCCUGUUCCAAAGAUUGCACAGUAAAGCUGUGGGACACAGAGCGGCCAGAUGGACACAUCUCACUGGUGCAUAGCUCCAGCAUGCGGCAGUUUAACUGGGGCUACACCCAGUUCUCCCAGUUCAAUGCAGAUGAUAGCCUGCUGCUUGUUUCUGGGGUCUACCUUGGCCCACAUCACUCGUCAUCUGGAGAGAUUGCAGUCAUUAGUCUAGACAAUUACACGCUACUGUCACGGGUUAGGAACAAGCCGUAUGAUGUGUUUGGUUGCUGGCUCAAUGAGACACACUUGAUCUCUGGCAACUUACACUGGAUCGGCAACAUGACAUCCUGCUCUGUUCUCUGGCUCAACAAAGCUUUCCAGGAUAUUGAAUCAGAGAACGUCAAUGUGGUUAAACGCCUCUUCAAGAUCCAAAACAUCAAUGUCAGUACCAUUCGUACGGUCAUGGUGGCCCACUGCCGCCGCCAUGACAACCCAGACUUGUUGCUGGACUACGAGGCUCAGUCUCAGGCGAGGAGGCAAAAAGGGGAGCAGCAGUCCAGGCACCAACCUCUACUCUUUGACCUGGGAACCUCUGGCAGUGAGGAAGAGGAAGAAGAGGAGGAGGAGGAAGAACAUCAGAGGGCAGCAAAAGGUCGCAGUUUCCCGUCUAUCCGCCUCCCUCAAUCUACUGUCUCAAACCUGGACCAAGUUCUUCAUAGUCGUGAAAACGUGGCGGCCAGGGAACUCCAGCUUGAAACCCAAGUAGCUAAGCUAAUGGGUAGACACCACACAAAGGCCCCUGACUCCAGCCUCAUUGAGCAGUCUGAGUCUGGUGAAGGAGAGGAUAAAACGUAUUUACUUUUUACCACCGGCAGCCUUACAUACUCUCCUCACCAGAUAGGCAUUAAACAAAUAAAGCCCGAUCAGAUGACGACAUCUGGUCCUGUCCUUGGGGAAGAGCGGAGCUCAGAUGAGUUUUUUGACUCCCUGGACCAUGUCAUUGAUAUUCAUGGGCAUAUCAUUGGUAUGGGCCUUUCUCCAGAUCACAGAUACCUGUAUGUGAACAGUCGGGCGUGGCCAGCAGGAUGCGUGAUCUCGGACCCCAUGUCUCCGCCUCCUAUUGCAGAGGAGAUAGACCUGCAUGUCAUUGAUCUGAAGAGCUUGAGGGAAGAGAGAAGAAGUCUGCGCGCACAUCGAGCCUUUACGCCAAACGACGAAUGCUUCUUCAUCUUCCUUGAUGUCAGCAGAGACUUCGUUGCCAGUGGAGCAGAGGACAAGCACGGCUACAUCUGGGAUCGUCACUACAACAUCUGUCUGGCACGUCUGGCGCAUGACGAUGUGGUGAAUUCGGUGGCGUUCAGCCCCGCUGAUCAGGAGCUGCUGCUAUCUGCCAGCGAUGACUCUACCAUUAAAGUGUGGCGUUCACCACGGAUGCUCCGUCUCGCACAAGCCUCUGCCCGACAGCUGAGGCCCCGCAGCCUCCUACCGUCCUGGCUGAGCCGCCAUAAGAACUCCACACCCGUUGGCAGCGUAAAUGGAAAACCAUGAAUCAGGUCAGGAUAUGUCUUAAGUAGAUACCUCUGUGGUACAGUAUGACUAUAUAUACACUCCAUGUAUAUGUCCAGUGUGGUGACAGUAAAUGGUUUUGCUUGAGCUCAUGGUGUUGUGACCUAAAGCAGCUCCGACAUCCUCAGCUUUCAAGAGACGAGCCUCAGGGUUGGACACAAGGGGGCGAUGUUGCACCAACAAAGAGGAGAAAGGAUAUGCAAAGUUACCACAAAUACAGAUAUCUUCGAGCCGACACCUACAUGCACAAAGACAGGUGUGCUAAAGUGUUCCCUAAGAGAUAGUUACGUUUGUUUGUUUAUUUGUUUGUUAUUUUUAAUAAUGUUGCGUCUGAACAGACCAGUCUUCUGGGCCUGAGGUGUAAAUGUAAUGUAGACAUUUAUGGUUAUCAUGUAUUUUCCAUGGUCUUUUCCAAGUGCAAGAAAAGAAGAAAGGAAAAAAAAAACAUGUUUUUUUUUGUUCUCAUUCAGGGAAAUAUCUAAUUGGAGUCUCAACCCCAUUUUCAGAGAAUUAUAAGACAGCUCAAAAGCAAAAGGGACAAAAAAAAAGAAAGACUUUGAGGUGUGUUUAAUGUAGUGCUCCUCGGUUUUGUUGAUGUCACAUCCCAUUGUUUUUGUGCCCUGAAAUGAGCCACCAUUAUUCUAUAACCCGUAGAAUUACUCAGUAAUUUAAUGUAAAAGAAUUGUUGAGAAACAGUUGGCGUGAAGCAUGACUGUGAACAAAAGAAAAAAAAAUGUCUUUAUGUAGCUAAUUGUGAUUGCACCUGUGUGAUUUAGGAAUAUAUGUAAACCCUCUUUAUUAGCAGGACAAAUCUUAUCAAGUCAUUCUGACACUUCAGGAGGAAUCUCAGAAAUCUAUACCUUGAUUUUCCAACUCAGAUUUGUGGACAACCUUGACCCAUCUUUGUCAUUUUUAGUUCACCGCUGCCCGCUCCACGUUCCCCUCUACACAAUUUGUCCAGAGAUGUAUCGUUUUUCAUAAAUAAUGUGCACAUCAAACACACGGCUGAACGAGACAUUUCUUAUUACCAAUUUAUAAACCCUUGAAUGAUGGUUGACUGACAACAAUCCAAUCAUUUUAAUGUGGCAUAAAUACAUUUUAUUAAGGUAUUAAUUUACUUUAAUAUUACAAAAAACCAAACCUGCAGUAUAUUGGCUGUUUGAAGUGUAAUUCUGUAUAAUGAACAUACAAUGUUGUUGCAAUUUGUUCACAAAGCUGUGCUUAAAUUGAGCAAUGACAAUAAAGAGAAUUUGACAGACGUUUUGAAGUUGCACAAAUGUUACCUGUUGCUUUAAUAUGGACAUAUAUCUCUUGUACCACAUCUUGUCUAAAUUUAAUGAAGUUUAUCAUUUUUAAAGAGCACCUAACAAAAGUCAAAACAUAAUAGUUGGAUUGAAAUACUUGAGUGGAAGUAUAGAAGCCGCCGCCACAGGCGCUAAAGCCGGGUCAGCACACUUAUCUUGAAAUGUUUUGAGUGUGCGUUGGCUCACGUUACACUAAUAACCCCCUUUUAAAGAUCUUUUACUGUAAAUGCUCAAUGCCAAAAAUAAAACCAUAUGAGACGCAUUAUAAAGAGGCCCAGACUUUCCAGCUGUGUGGAUGCAUCAGUACCUGGCAAUUACUGACAUUUCCAUGUGGGCUCCAUGCUGAGAGAAAACAUGACUGAUUAUGAACCUUUUGAAUGUAUCAUUUUAUCUUCAGAAACUUCUGACAGGUCAACACUGAAUCAUCAGCUUUGUUACAAAAUGAACGGUACCUUCCAUGUUUCGAAAUGUGUGUAACGAGUCAAAAGUUUCCUUCCUUUUUUUCCCCCUCACUCUCUUCUAUCUUUACAGUUAUAUUUUCUGUGGUGUGCAAUUAUUUUCAAGACUAUACUUCAAUAAAUAGCAUGUCCCAGAAUGUGAGGCAUCUGAAAACUGUCAGAUUAGUUUUCUUUCCAGUAAAUGUGUUGUGGAUGGAGUUUGAAUCGCGUCACAAGACCCUUUCAAACUGAAACAAGGAACCUUUGUGGGAUUUCCACGAAGGUGGACAAAGUCCCACAAGGAACCAAAUACUGGUCUUAUUAAGUGAACAGGAAAAAUGCUGUUGUAGAAUAGUCAGCCAGUUAAGAUGACGUGCUGAUCAUUCAGUUGCGUCCCACGGGGAUCGAAGUAGUGACACUUUUCUGCUGUCAUAUCUAAAUGCAGACAUAACACACAAGAUAUUUAAUGCUGUGGCUCAGACUUUCCAAAAACAACAGAAGCUGUAUAUCUGAUGUGGUUGGCUACCACCUUACAUCAAAUGGAAACUUUUUCAUUCUUUUCAUCUUCGAAUUGCAAUUUCCGACUAGUAUUCAAUCUGCUCUGAACAUAACCCUAACACCACAAACAAAUUACUUUUGUCUUUCCCACGAAGGUGCAUUUGACAGGUUCACUCGUAGUUUGUGAUGAAAUAAAUGCAUAUCUAGUGAUGUAACAUCAGUGAUGAGGAUUAGUCAGAUUAGCCAGAGCCUCAGGAGCUGCAUGCUGCCCUGCAGUCCCACUCUCUGAGCAUCCCAGUGUUUACCUCCACCUGUUCCUAUAGAUGUCUGUUGGAUACCUACUGACAUCCUGACCUGCAGCCCCCCCCUCCGACCACCUCAGUGUCAUCUGUCUACACCUGUUCAUAUAGUCAUGUAGUACACCAGCUAACCAUGUGUCAGUCAUAUGUACAUAGAACUCAGAUUUUUCCUUCUCACAGUGAAUUGAUACUAAUAUAUCUUGUCUUUUGUACCUUUAACAAUAUAUCUGUCUCUCCUGUCUCUGUUCUUCAUUCUCUCUUUCUGAUCUUCCUUUUCCUGCUCCACCUGGCUGGACUCCGGCAGG